AUGGCCGAUUUUGUUCUUGUCACGGGAGCGACUGGCUUUAUCGGCGCCCACAUCGUCGACGUGUUGCUUGCUCGUGGUAUGCGAGUGCGUGGCGCGACACGAUCACCGGAGAAAGGCGAAGCUAUGAUCAAGGCUCGUCCACAAUAUGCAGGGAGGCUGGAGUUUGUUCAAAUUGACGACUUUGGAAGACCUGGCGGCUUGAUCGAAGCUGCCCAAGGAGUAGAUGGAGUGAUCCAUACGGCCAGUCCAUUCACGUACAAUACGACGAACAACGAACGCGAGCUUAUUCUUCCCGCAAUAAAUGGUGUACGUGCAGUGCUCGACGCGGCCAGCAAAAAUCCGAAAAUCCGGCGCGUCGUCAUCACCUCUUCCUUCGCUUCCGUCCUUGAUGCCAAUCGCAAAGGCCCUCCGUAUUUUAGAUACACUGGUGCGGACUGGAAUCCUCUCACCUAUGAGGAGUCUGUGGAUCCAGCUACGAAUGCGAUCAUUGCGUAUCGGGGAUCGAAGAAAUUCGCUGAGCUGGAAGCCUGGAAAUAUGUGGAGGAACACAGCCCGACAUUCGAUCUUGUCGCAUUAUGUCCCCCGAUGACCUUUGGACCGGUGGUACACCCCGUCACCCAUGUGGAUAAACUCAACGAGUCGAAUGCGAUGUUAUGGAAGAUUGCCAAUGGUGAAAACCCUCUGCCUAUUGCACGAGUGCCAUUCUGGAUUGAUGUUCGGGACCUGGCCAUUGCCCAUGUUGAGUCCUUACUCCGGGAAGAAGUGGGUGGCAAGCGAUAUGUGCCUUCAUCCCCAGAGCGAUUUUCAUAUGGUUUAGCAGCAAAAAUCAUAGCGCAGGAGUUCCCUGAUCUCAGAGCCAAAGUCACACAAGAAGACCAAGUCGUUGAUGAGAGUUGUGGGUUGGAUGGUCAAACUGCUGCAAAGGAAUUGGGAUUUCAGUAUCAUCCAUUUUCUGAUACUGUGAGAGAUUUAAUGUCUCAGUCAGUCUCCCUGAGCGAAUGA
Penicillium coprophilum is the source of this 1002-nucleotide messenger RNA. RefSeq names its product SDR family oxidoreductase. Lineage: Eukaryota; Fungi; Ascomycota; Eurotiomycetes; Eurotiales; Aspergillaceae. Bases 1 to 1002 code for a protein of 333 amino acids. The transcript is spliced from 2 exons. Gene Ontology annotation, molecular function: oxidoreductase activity, acting on the CH-OH group of donors, NAD or NADP as acceptor. The record is from RefSeq and is a predicted model, not a curated record.